Homalodisca vitripennis (glassy-winged sharpshooter) is the source of this 3766-nucleotide messenger RNA. RefSeq lists its product as uncharacterized. Bases 177 to 1952 code for a protein of 591 amino acids. The transcript has 9 exons. Lineage: Eukaryota; Metazoa; Arthropoda; Insecta; Hemiptera; Cicadellidae. The record is from RefSeq and is a predicted model, not a curated record.
UCUGCAAUUAUAGUGGAAUCUACUGUCUACUAUGUUUUCCCUUUCUAUCCAAAAAAUUAAAUUUAUUAAUCUAAUACUGUGUGGUUUUUGAUUUAAUUUAAAUUUGAAUUUUUAGACCUAUGUUUUGCCAGUGAUCUUUAAUUUAUUUCGAUCUUGUGAGAUGUUAUGUGCCAAAUAUGUGCUGUUCUAAUAUUUGUAAUGUAGUGGUGCAAAGAGCUUUCAGGGUUGAAAUUGUUUUAAGCAUAAUACUGCAGUUUUUGCAUUUUCAGUAUAUAUUUUGUAGUGAUUUUGAACACAAUGUUUUUUUGGAACCGUACUUAUGUGAAAACCACACUACUUCAUGUGCCCACCAGGUAGCAUCCAAUGAUUCUGACGAUGCUUGCAGGAUCACAUAUUAUCCACGGGACUCUGAAGCAUGUCAGUCCUCCGAGUUUAAAGGAGACAGUGAUAUGGAGGAAGAGAUUGGGAAGUUGAAAAUUACUUCGUAUUUAAUUACUGAUACAGAUGAUGGUCUUCCGAUACCUGCAUUUAAUCUGUCCUUUACGAAUAUCAAGUGGUCAAGAGCACGGAUAAGAUUUGUGAGAAAGUCGGUGACAAAGAAUGAAGUGAUGACACCACUGCCUGAGGCCUGUAGGGAGUUGGAGAUGCCGAGACAACGCUCGGAGAGUGCCAGCCUGUACCUGGACUGUCUCUGGUCGGACCGCACUUAUCAGGGCCACAUCUACCAGUUCCAGUACAUCGCCACUCCGCCCGACGGGCCGUCUAGAGCUUUCAAAUAUGCAUUUUUUGUUCCAAAUGGUCUGCAAAGAACACUGACUGUGCCGAUGGCGGAGUACCAGUUGUUCAUGGUGGUGGAUGUGUCAUCGUUGCCACUCAUACGUCUGCGCCUUCAGGUGGCACCACCACGCUACAACAUCACGCGCUACCGCGUGCAGCUGUGGCGAAGCUCCCGGCAGCCGGACGGCAACUCGUGGGUGGUCCAUUCCCAGAUCCUCACAACCCCCCCUCACACACCUCCCGACACAGUGCUGGUUGUCGCCUACAACUCUGAGUACAAGCCGGGCGUCUACAACUUCACCGCCCUGCCCAUCCACCCCCACUGCACCGAACACAACCCUUGCACUCUCUCUAGGGCCCCGGAGGUCUUGAUCGUUGCCAGCCCUGAGAUGCCACUGCUGAUAGGCAUUGUGGGAACAGUGAUCCUCAUUCCUGUCUUCCUUACAGCGUACUUCAUUUGGAGAAGAUCCUGUGCCCAGAAACCUACAGGUGAUGAACCUCGCCUUCCACCCAAGGUUCUGCUCAUCUACAACCCCAACUACCCUUCGCAUGUUGAUGACAUGAUCGAAUUCCACCACUAUCUGAAGAAAUCCUGUCAUCUCGACCCACUGUUUGACCUAUUCGCCAUCCCCAACACUGACACUAAAUGUGCUUCUGAAUGCCCCAAGGAUCCCACGAGAUGGUACAUGAAAGCGUUUAACGAGGCAGACUUUAUCUUGGUGUUCGCAUCGCCGCCUGGCCCCGCAGGCCCGCAGCCCCACAAGCUCAACACGUACCUGCACCUGGACCGGAUAGCCCUGAAGCAACUACAGUACCGUCUGGCACUACCCCGGCCCCGCUGUCCUGCUGUCAGUGUCCAGCUGCCAGGCUGCUCUUGGGAGACUCUACCAGAGGAGGCCAAGUCUCUUUCCAGGUAUGCCCUGCCACGUGAUCAAGAUCCGAUGUUGGUGUUUCUGGGGACGGCUCCGAUGUGCGACCACGGGGAGUCACUACUGGCCGCUCUCAACAUUCCAAAACAGAAACCUCCCUCGGCCUUUCCCUUGUUCAAUCCCUGCACCACCUCGACCGCCGGAGCCACCACGACCACCAUCGCCCAGGUCAGUGACGGUUCCGCUAACACUCUGGCCGAGGUGCCGCGAGAACUGUCCGCUCACACCAUCUCUGCGGAGUGCUGAUACUUUCCUUAGUGCCUGCAGGCCGAACAGUGUCAUAGCAUAGUGUGCCUCUAAGGCUACGACUCGUAGUCCAGUCGUGUUUGAAAGGCAACUUUUGGUAGUUUUAGAAUUGCCUUUCCUAGUGCCAGAGGUUUUUUACUUUGUGAAGAAGCUAACGUAAGGUAUAAGAGGGUUGUCGGAGUCGAGCUGUUGUUUUAUCUCCAUAUUUGUCUCUCAGAGAGUGAUCGGUUAGUUUGACGUAAAUAGCGAUUAUAGUGGGUAGACGGUAGUUCACUAGGGCUCACCACAGUUUUUACUAUACAAUAAUUACUGUAAUUAGAGGGUGUAUAUACACGCGAGUAGCUUUAUUUACCUGCACUGGGAAGUAUUGUUUUCCAUUGUUAAUUGAAGUCCGAAGUUGGAUCAGCCAAAGUACGUUAUAAAUGACUCCUUAUAGUAAAAAGACAUUAGAAUCAUUGUAAACUAGAAUGGUAGAAUAGUUUUAAAGAUAAAAUCAUUAACAACAGCAUUUGAUAACACAAAUAACUUUAUAUUACUUAUUUUAUAUUUUUUUAAUAUUAUUUUUUACAUUAUAGCCUAUAUGUUUAAUUUAACUAUCUAUAAUUUGGUUUAUCAUUCAAUAAAUACUAAUUAAUGCAUAUAACAUAUAUUUAAGAGAUAUUAGUUUAUUUUGCAUAUAAACAAUAUGAAGAAAAAAACAGGUUGAUUUAUAUUUUUGUAAUGUUCUCAGAGAUGUAUCAGAGUUCUGUUACAUUUUAAACAAAAUAUCUUCCAGUUUAGAUCAGAUUAUUAAAAUUUAUUUUGUAAGUGUUUUUAUGGAUAAAUCUUAAAGUACAUUUUGAAUGAGAAGAAUAAUGGAAAUUUCAGAAACUACAGUUUUGUAUUUUCAGGAUCUUUAUCAACCUAAGAUAUGCUAUUUUGUAGAAUGCACCAACAUGGUUACCCUCGUUUAAAAAAUAUGACUGUAACUAACAAAAUAAUGUAUUUUUAUUUUUAAGAGACGAGUCUUAACAUAGAUUUUAUAGUUCUCUAAAUAUCUCUCCCACCGGUUGUUAUGGAUUCGUUCUAUUAUUCGACACAUUCCUGUAAAAUAUUUGCAUUGCUUUUAAGAACAUUAAGUAGGAACAUACUGAACCUCAUUAAAAAAGUUUUCCAUAAUAUCUGUAAUCAGUAUUUGCAGGCAAAAGUGCUGCAAUAGAUAAGAUAAUAUCAAUUUAAGAGAUUGAGAUUAAGAGAUUAAGAUCAAUUUAAUUUACAAGGGAGAGAUAAGACCAUAUUUUUCACUGUGGUUUUCUUAACUAUCUAUAUUUUUUAAGUUGAUUUAAAUAAUUAUAUUGCAGAUCAGUAAAUCAUAACAAAUUAAGAAGAUUAAUAUACAGAUAUAAUAUGUACCGUAUUCAUUUUUUGAAUAGGAAACCGUGAAGCAUAGUAUGCUAAUGACAUAUUAGUUGUAAUAUGAUAAUUUUAAAAAAUAUUCUUUUAUUUUUUGUUUAUUGAAUAUGAAGGGAAAAAAUUAUUCGUCUUAGAUGAUUUUUUUAAAAUUUUGGAUUUAUAAGUACUUUACUUUUAUGUGUAUGCCUUAAGUACCUGUAUCAGUUUCAGUAUUAUUAUUAUAGUUUGGAUGUUUCAGUUUAUUAGUGUUAGAUUUAUAGUGGAAAAUGUAGGUUUAAGUUAUGUUAACAGAUUGCAACAAACUAUUAUGACAGCUUAUCGUUCGUAAAUGUUCAAUUGUGUGUUUUAUGUUUAGGCUUGAAGCAGUUAAGGUUUUAGUAUUCGAAGUAGUUUUUGUUUUAAUAAAAAUAUUGUUUACCUUA